AUGUCGUUCUACGUCUCUGCUCCUGGAAAGGUGAUUCUCUUCGGUGAGCAUUCCGCUGUUUAUGGGAAACCUGCCAUCGCAGCCGCAUUGAGUCUUCGAGCAUACCUUUUGGUCGUACCCAGCGAGAAAAGUGACGAAAUCGUGUUAGAAUUCCCAGAUAUCCAGUUAAAACACAAAUGGAACCUUAGUGACAUUCCAUGGGAGCUCAUAAAUGAACAUCUUACCAAAAGGGAUGGAAAACCCGACGUUACAGAAGAACUUGUGCCAGAAAUUUUGGAUCAGUUGGCGGAUUUACUCGCUGACACGGAAAACAACCUCCAUUACAUUGCUUGUCGGUGUUUUCUCUACCUCUAUGUGAACUUAUGUGGACCCGAGACCCCAGGUUGUCAUUUCUGUAUUCGUCUGACGCUUCCAAUUGGUGCUGGCCUCGGAUCUUCUGCAUCCACAGCUGUUUGUCUUUCAACAGCAUUAGCCAAGCUCGGGGGCCACUUGACGUCUCCUGAACUCAAACUUAAUGAUAAACACCUUCGCAAGGAUACACCAGAUGCCAACUUCAUUGAUUCUUGGUCGCUCAUGGGUGAAAAAUGUUUCCAUGGAAAUCCUUCUGGAAUCGACAAUGCAGUGGCUACUCAUGGAGGAGCUGUGUUGUAUCAGCGCAUGAAGGGUCCUGGAAACCCAUCUGUUCGUACCAGUGUACGUAACUUUUCUGCCUUGAAGUUGUUGUUGACCAACACUAAGGUUCCAAGAAGCACGGCUGAAUUAGUGGGGGGAGUCGCUCAAAUAAAUACCCUAUUUCCCAAGAUCUCAGAGUCAAUUUUAGAUGCCAUGGAACAUGUGUCCAACGAUGCAUACCAGCUCAUGGUACAGCCAUUUUUUGACAAAUCUGAGCUUUCAGCCUUGGUGAAUAUUAACCAUGGUCUUUUGGUGGCCCUUGGCGUGUCUCACCCUAGCUUGGAGAAAAUCAAGAUUAUUGCUGAUUUACACAAAAUCGGCGCAACAAAGUUGACAGGAGCAGGCGGUGGAGGCUGUGCUAUCACGUUAUUGAAUGAAAACGUUGGCGAAGAUGAGUUAGCUGCUGUUGAGAAGGAAUUUGAACAGAAUGGUUUCGAAACAUUUACCACUAUGUUAGGAGGAAAGGGUGUGGGAUUGUUGGAGGGAGAAGGAGACAUGUUUUCUACUGAGAAACUUGCCGGGUUUCAAGAUAGAGACGAAAUUGAAGCUGCAGUGGGAGCUUCCACGUUGGACGGGUGGAGAUUCUGGUAG
Sungouiella intermedia is the source of this 1263-nucleotide messenger RNA. The record is from the annotation of a GenBank genome assembly. Lineage: Eukaryota; Fungi; Ascomycota; Pichiomycetes; Serinales; Metschnikowiaceae.